Trichoderma asperellum CBS 433.97 is the source of this 277-nucleotide messenger RNA. RefSeq lists its product as uncharacterized. Lineage: Eukaryota; Fungi; Ascomycota; Sordariomycetes; Hypocreales; Hypocreaceae. The record is from RefSeq and is a predicted model, not a curated record.
CCAUAUCUAAAAAUUAAAACCACCAAGCCAUAACAUGUCGCCAGCCGUUCAAGACAAAGAAGGAAAGCCAAUUGAAGAAGGUGACGACGUCUGGACUCCAAUUAGGGGAGGAAAACGCGAAGGGGAAGUAGAAAAGGUCGUAUACACAGAAGAAGAAGCUAAAAAGGCCAACGUCAAGCAUCCGCCAAAGGUUGUUUUCACGGACCAGCAUGGGCAUGGGGUUGCACACAACCCAGAGACACUUAAGCAUGUAGAGUAAUAAAUCCACACAAGUUAC